AUGGAGAAGAUGGCCAGGGUCACCACGGCCCUGGGGGGCAACACCCUGAGCGGCCGCACCAUGUUCUGCCACCUGGACGCCCCCGCCAAUGCCAUCAGCGUGUGCCGUGACGCCGCACAGGUCGUGGUGGCCGGACGCAACAUCUUCAAGAUCUACUCCAUCGAGGAGGAGCAGUUCGUGGAGAAGCUGAACCUGCGCGUGGGCCGCAAGCCCUCCCUGAACUUCAGCUGCGCCGACGUGGUGUGGCACCAGAUGGACGAGAACCUGCUGGCCACGGCCGCCACCAACGGUGUGGUGGUCACCUGGAACCUCGGCAAGCCGUCCCGCAACAAGCAGGACCAGCUGUUCACGGAGCACAAGCGCACGGUGAACAAGGUGUGCUUCCACCCCACCGAGGUGUACAUGCUGCUCAGCGGCUCCCAGGACGGGUACAUGAAGUGCUUCGACCUGCGCAAGAAGGACUCUGUCAGCACCUUCUCUGGCCAGUCGGAGAGCGUGCGUGAUGUGCAGUUCAGCAUCCGGGACUAUUUCACCUUCGCCGCCACCUUCGAGAACGGGAACGUGCAGCUGUGGGACAUCCGUCGGCCUGACCGCUACGAGAGGAUGUUCACGGCCCACAACGGGCCCGUCUUCUGCUGCGACUGGCACCUGGAGGACAGGGGCUGGCUGGCCACGGGCGGCCGGGACAAGAUGGUGAAGGUGUGGGACAUGAACACGACGCGGGCGAAGGAGAUUUACUGCGUGCAGACCAUCGCCUCGGUGGCGCGGGUGAAGUGGCGCCCCGAGUGCAAGCACCACAUCGCCACCUGCUCCAUGAUGGUGGACCACAACAUCUACGUGUGGGACGUGCGCCGCCCCUUCAUCCCCUCCGCCAUGUUCGAGGAGCACAAGGACGUCACCACGGGCAUCGUGUGGCGGCACCUCCACGACCCCUAUUUCCUGCUGUCGGGCUCCAAGGACAGCACCCUUUACCAGCACAUCUUCAAGGACGCCAGCCAGCCCAUCGACCGGGCCAACCCCGAGGGGCUGUGCUACAGCCUGUACGGAGACCUGGCCUUCGCUGCCAAGGAGAGCCUCAUCUCCUCCGACUCCAACCGCAAGCCCUACAUCGGGGACCGGCGCCACCCCAUCUUCUUCAAGCGCAAGCUGGACCCCACGGAGCAGUUCGAGUACAUCUCAUCCUCCAGCGCCCUCAGCGUGUUCGAGACGGACGUGGAGAGCGGCAGCAUGGACUGGUUCGUGCACACGGCCAAGCAGUACGCGCUGGCCGGCCGGCCCCUGGCCGAGCUCUGCGACCACAACGCCAAGGUGGCCAAGGGCCUGGACCGCAACCAGGUGGCUCAAACAUGGACGAUGCUGCGGAUUAUCUAUUCCAGCCUCGGCACCGUGUCGUCCGCCAACCUCAACCACAGCAUGGGCAAAGGCAGCGCUGCCCUCCCGCUCAUGAACAGCUUUAACCUGAAGGACAUCCCCUCUGGGCUGGGCAGCGAGUCCAGACUGGACCGCAGCAAAGGAGAAAGCCGCACAGAAAACAUCCUCAUGGACUCCUCCUCCACCCUGAUCAACAACGAGGACAACGAGGAGACGGAGGGCAGCGAUGUCCCUGCGGAUUACCUGCUGGGAGACGUGGAGGCAGAUGAGGAUGACCUGUACAUGAUGGACCACGAGAACCCACAUGCUGAAGAGCAGGAAUACAGCCUUCCCCAGGAAGCCUUCCCCCUGCGCCACGAAAUCGUGGACAACCCCUCAGCCUUGGACCACCUGCAGGACAAGGCUGACUCCCCCCACGUCAGCGGCAACGAGGCCGAGACGGUGUCACUGACGCCCGUGGAGUCCUUCUCCCUGAUCUCCAUCUCCCACUCGCUCUACGAGAACCGCCUGCCCUCCGACUUCUUCAGCCCCAUCGUGCGGGACACGCUGCUGUUCUACGCCGAGCAGGGGGACGUGCAGACGGCCGUGUCCGUGCUCAUCGUGCUGGGGGAGCGCAUCCGCAAGGAGAUCGACGAGCAGACACAGGAACACUGGUACACGUCCUACAUCGACCUGCUGCAGCGCUUCCAGCUCUGGAACAUCUCCAACGAGGUGAUCAAACUGAGCACGUGCCGUGCCAUCAACUGCCUCAACCAGGCUUCCACCACCCUCCAUGUCAACUGCAGCAACUGCAAGCGGCCCAUGAGCAACAGGGGCUGGAUCUGCGACAGGUGUCGGCAGUGUGCCAGCAUGUGUGCCGUGUGUCACCACGUGGUGAAGGGGCUCUUCGUGUGGUGCCAGGGCUGCAGCCACGGGGGCCACCUCCAGCACAUCAUGAAGUGGCUGGAGACCAGCUCCCACUGCCCUGCUGGCUGCGGCCACCUCUGCGAGUACACCUGAGCCCUAAGCCCCACGGGGGAUGAUGGCGGGCAGGGGAUGGGCAGGGCAGGCAGGGUCUCCUGCCUGGUACCCCCCGCACCUCCCUCCCUGUAUUUAUUGUGUAAAUAAGGGCUGGGGGUGCCCCCCCGCCCAGCCGUUUUGUACUGGAUUAAAACAAACCAGCAGCUGAACCGA
This is a messenger RNA of Neopelma chrysocephalum (saffron-crested tyrant-manakin), 2544 nucleotides long. RefSeq names its product WD repeat domain 24 (gene WDR24). The coding region runs from base 1 to 2370 and encodes 789 amino acids. Gene Ontology annotation, biological process: positive regulation of TOR signaling. NCBI's taxonomy places the organism in Eukaryota, Metazoa, Chordata, Aves, Passeriformes, Pipridae. The record is from RefSeq and is a predicted model, not a curated record. The transcript has 9 exons. Gene Ontology annotation, molecular function: protein binding.